Messenger RNA from Caenorhabditis sp. 36 PRJEB53466, 513 nucleotides. Lineage: Eukaryota; Metazoa; Nematoda; Chromadorea; Rhabditida; Rhabditidae. The record is from the annotation of a GenBank genome assembly.
AUGGUGCUAUUCUCUUCUCCAGGCUUCUCAGAGUCCUCGCUCAUCAGAAUUCCACUAUAUCAUAAUCGGAUGCUCGAAGAGCAGGCACUCCACGCGAGCGGAUACCUUGAGGCGUGCGAUCUUUCCACCUCGCCGUCCUCUCCCUGCCUUCUACGCGCUGCUGCUGCUUGCAGCAUGGUUCUAUUCUCUUCUCCAGGCUUCUCAGAGUCCUCGCUCAUCAGAAUUCCACUAUAUCAUAAUCGGAUGCUCGAAGAGCAGGCACUCCACGCGAGCGGAUACCUUGAGGCGUGCGAUCUUUCCACCUCGCCGUCCUCUCCCUGCCUUCUACGCGCAGCUGCUGCUUGCAGCAUGGUGCUAUUCUCUUCUCCAGGCUUCUCAGAGUCCUCGCUCAUCAGAAUUCCACUAUAUCAUAAUCGGAUGCUCGAAGAGCAGGCACUCCACGCGAGCGGAUACCUUAUUCUCUUCUCCAGGCUUCUCAGAGUCCUCGCUCAUCAGAAUUCCACUAUAUCAUAA